AAGGGCAGGCGGCGCGCCGCACUCCCUACCGGGCCCUAUUGCUCCGCGCGCACCCGGGCCCCGCGGCCCCGCGCGCACGCCCCUCCCCCGCGCCGCGCAACUUGCGGCCAAACUUUGCCCCGGCUCUAGCCAUGGCUCGUGUGUCCCCGCCGGGACCCCAGGACACCCGGCCACAGGGCCCGGAUGCCCACGACCCGCGCUUCUAGCGCGCCCCCGUCGGCUGCGGGCACGCGUGGGAAAGUUGGCCUGGAACCGGCCCGACCAGUUCCUGCCGGGCGCGCGGACCGGCCGCAGGAAGUUGCUGCAAAACUUUUUCUGGGGGUGCGUUCGGAGCCCCCCGUGCGCGCCCCACAUGCGCGCGGGGUAACGGAGAACCCCCGGGUUGCCAGGCGCGCCCGCAGGGGACCGACUCCCACCCCUCGCGGACCCCGCCGCCCGGGGGGCUAUGGCCAUGGUGACCGGGGGCUGGGGCGGCCCCGGAGGCGACACAAACGGCGUGGACAAGGCGGGUGGGAGCUACCCACGCGCGACCGAGGACGACUCGGCAUCGCCUCCUGGGGCGGCCAGCGAUGCGGAGCCCGGCGACGAAGAGCGGCCCGGGCUGCAGGUGGACUGCGUGGUGUGCGGGGACCGGUCCAGCGGGAAGCACUACGGCGUGUUCACUUGCGAGGGUUGUAAAAGCUUCUUUAAGCGCAGCGUCCGCCGCAACCUGAGCUACACCUGCAGGUCCAACCGUGACUGCCAGAUCGACCAGCAUCACCGGAACCAGUGCCAGUACUGUCGCCUCAAGAAGUGCUUCCGGGUGGGCAUGCGGAAGGAGGCGGUGCAGCGCGGCCGCAUACCGCACGCGCUCCCGGCGGCGGCGGCGUCCAGUCCCCCAUCCGCGCUGCCGGCGGAGCUGUUCCCGGGGCCGCCGGUGUCCGAGCUGAUCGCGCAGCUGCUGCGGGCUGAGCCCUAUCCGGCCGGGCGCUUUGGCGGCGGCGGCGCUGUGCUGGGCAUUGACAACGUGUGCGAGCUGGCGGCGCGUCUGCUGUUCAGCACCGUGGAGUGGGCCCGCCACGCGCCCUUCUUCCCAGACCUGCCUCCCGCGGACCAGGUGGCGCUGCUGCGGCUCAGCUGGAGCGAGCUGUUCGUGCUGAACGCCGCACAGGCCGCGCUGCCGCUGCACACCGCCCCGCUGCUGGCCGCCGCCGGGCUGCACGCCGCGCCCAUGGCCGCGGAGCGCGCAGUGGCCUUCAUGGACCAGGUGCGCGCCUUCCAGGAGCAGGUGGACAAGCUGGGCCGCCUGCAGGUGGACGCCGCAGAGUACGGCUGCCUCAAGGCCAUCGCGCUCUUCACGCCUGAUGCCUGCGGCCUCUCAGACCCAGCUCAUGUGGAGAGCCUCCAGGAGAAGGCCCAGGUGGCUCUCACCGAGUACAUUCGCGCCCAAUAUCCAUCACAGCCCCAGCGCUUUGGUCGCCUGCUGCUUCGGCUGCCAGCCCUCCGAGCAGUGCCUGCAUCUCUCAUCUCACAGCUCUUCUUCAUGCGCCUGGUGGGCAAGACACCCAUUGAGACACUCAUCCGGGACAUGCUGCUGUCAGGGAGCGCCUUCAACUGGCCCUAUGGCUCCAGUCAGUGACAGACACCUCCUGAGACAUGCAUGGAUGUUGGGACUCAAGGGGACCCCAGGGAGAAGGACCCUGGCUUCUUUGCUGAGACUGAUUCUGUUUUUAAAGACUGUGAAAUGUUUCUUUGUUUUUUAAAUGAUCAAGAAACCAAAAAGAGUUGGCUCAUCUAGGCCCCAGCCCUAUCCUCCCCAAAGCCCCUUGCGGGGGGGGGGGGGCGGGGGGGCUGUCCAUCCUGAGCCAGUGUGGUGGUGGCCUCGGAGUAAUGGGUAUGGGCCAGGUGUCUGGAGGGGCUGCUGCAGCUAGGCAGGGGUAGUGUGGGCUGGGAGGCUCUGUGAACACUACGUGAAGCUAAGUCAUGGCCAAUAAUAAAGACCUUUCCUGCUU
Nannospalax galili (Upper Galilee mountains blind mole rat) is the source of this 1991-nucleotide messenger RNA. RefSeq names its product nuclear receptor subfamily 2 group F member 6 (gene Nr2f6). Gene Ontology annotation, biological process: anatomical structure development; cell differentiation; negative regulation of transcription by RNA polymerase II. Bases 446 to 1618 code for a protein of 390 amino acids. The transcript is spliced from 4 exons. The record is from RefSeq and is a predicted model, not a curated record. Lineage: Eukaryota; Metazoa; Chordata; Mammalia; Rodentia; Spalacidae. Gene Ontology annotation, molecular function: zinc ion binding; RNA polymerase II cis-regulatory region sequence-specific DNA binding; nuclear receptor activity.